Molecule: messenger RNA, 2492 nt
Organism: Aegilops tauschii subsp. strangulata
Lineage: Eukaryota; Viridiplantae; Streptophyta; Magnoliopsida; Poales; Poaceae
Product: CBS domain-containing protein CBSX5-like
Cellular component (GO): nucleus; cytoplasm
Source: RefSeq, a predicted model, not a curated record
CUGGGAUCACGAUGCACGAAGUUCCAUGGAAGGUGAUAAGCGCCGUCGACCGCGGCGGGGCAUGGUGCGGCGCCGUCACCCCUCGUCUUGUAGCGAUACGGCCCCAACUGCCACCAUGUGAUCUGCCAUUGGCCAUUUCGAUACGUACGGCGAGGAGCCCAGCUGUUCCUGCACGGCAGCACGGCUCGUCGACGUGUUCGAAGACCGUGGGAUUGGCGUCUACCGGGACGCUACUUCGCGCCGUUCCAGGGCUUGUCCGCAUCCGGGUGUAAUAGCUGUUGCUCGUCUCAAAAUUUUCUACGAAAUUGCUAUGCGUAUGAUGAAUUGUGCGUACGACUUUGUACGACUUGAUCUCACUCGUCCGGCCAGUUGAUCAAUCGGCUGCUGAGGACUGUCGUAGGAAAAAUCGUAUAAAUUCGUCGUACGUGUAGCAGUUCUCAAUUUUCUAUUAGAUGGGUGUAUUCGUACUUCAGAUUUGGGCUGUAAUGUGUCGUACGGGGACAGGACGCAUCUUCCCCGUCGUGUCCGCCGUGGCAAAUGUUAAUAUACUGUAUCAGCGACCGGCAUGUGUGUUUUGGGCAAGCCAAAUUGAAGUAGGACUGUCCCAGCCUGUAUGAAGCAGAACAAAUUGAAGUGGUGCUAGUAGCACGCACUGAUUGGACCAGACCAAAAUGGUUGAAAAUGGGAGGUUGUUUGGUGCUCGAUAGUACAUGACACCUGAGCUAUCUCGCUGCAAUAGAUAGGGUGUUAACCAUCUAGCCUAUCAAAGGAAAAGUAUUACCACUAACUGGAAAUAACCUCUGGUGGUCUUCCUACAUGCAUGCAUGGAGAGUAAAAUAAUGUUACUCCGCAUACAAUAGCGUAAUUUAGGCCUUUCAUCAAUCAUCAAAUUAGUAAUGUGCGGUGAAACACGGAUUGAUUCUGUUGCAGAACAUUCCAAAUAGGAUAUCCUCGCAAGAUUACAGCACAUCGCACAUCCCGCCUGCUCCACCUAUAAAUAGCCCUCGCCGCUCCAUGACUAGUAUCGCCUCAUCCCGCUCUCCGGUAAUACACGUUCUCUGCACUCCUCUCGUGCGAGAAUGGCUGCAAGCAUUCUGUCCCACGUUGUCUCCGACCUCUGCAUCGGCAAGCCGGCGGUGCGUGUGCUGCCGCCGUCGACUCCAAUCGCGGCGGCCCUCGCCACGCUCCGCGCUGGUGCCGACCCGUUCGUCUUCGUGGACGCUGCACCCCCGGACGCGAAGAAGACGGCCGUGUUGUCCGUCGUCAAGGUCAGCGUCGCGGAGAUCCUGUGUUACGUCUGCGGCGACGGUGGCAACCUCAGCGACCCCGCGGCCGCGCUCGGCCGGCCCGUUUCCGUGCUCACGGCCGUGGUGGGCGAUCACGGCGUCACUCGCCGAGUGGAUCCACAGACGAGCCUGCUCGACGCCAUCGACGCGCUGCUGGCCAACAACUCGCACAGCCUGGUCGUCCCGCUCCACGCCCGGGCCCGAAAGAAGCACCACCACGUCUCCGCCGGCUACUGCGUGCUGACGCAGCAAGACAUCGUCCGGCACCUCUUCGGCUCCAUCUCCCUCUUCUCCCCGGUCGCCGCGCUCUCCGUGUCCUCCCUCGGCCUCGUGCGCCGGGACGACGUGCACGCCGUCCACGUCGACGACGACGCGCUCGACGCCAUCCCUCUCCUGCGGAGGUCCAUCGGGCAAGGCACCGCCGUGGCCGUCGUGGCGGACGACGACGCGCUCGUCGGAGAGAUCUGCCCGGGCGUGCUCGGCUCGUGCGACGACGUCGAGUCCGUGUCCGCGGCCUUCGCCACGCUCUCCGCCGGCGACGCCAUGACGUACAUCGACUGCUACUUCUCGCCGCCCGAGUUCCUGCUCCGCUCCAUCAGAGCCGAGCUCACGGGCAAAGGGCUUCAUGCCAUGUGCGACCUCAUGGAUGCCGCCUACACAACGGACGUUGGAGCUCUGUCGUCGUCAUCAACGUCAUCUGAUGAGGAGUGUUUGCCAUUGGCGCCUGCGAGACGCGCGAGGAAGAUGUCGUCGGGAAGCUUCCGGUGGCGGUCGACGGAGGACGUGGCGGCGUGUCAUGCUGAGAGUUCGCUGGUCGCCGUCAUGGCCCAAGCGCUUGCGCACCGAGUCGGGCAUGUUUGGGUCGUCGAUGAGCUCAGCGGCGCUCUAGUCGGAGUCGUCAGCUGCGCCGAUGUGCUUGCUGUGCUCCGGGACCAUCUCCGCCCAGAGUGAUAUGCAGAUGAUUUGUGAUCGAUCCUAUAGCCUGCGGAUGUGUAAGCAUAGCUUAGAGCUUGGCGAUUUCCCGUCGUGCCGCCCUGCUACGACUGUUGGAGACCUGCUGCUGUUUUUUUUAGGAUCGGCCCAGCUUUUUUUUUAGAACAUGUUGGUUCCAGUUUUUAUUUUUGUUUUUGAUUUUGAGGGUGUAACCAAGUUUUAUAUUCAUCGUAAGCCAGGAAUACAUCUCGGAUCAUGAGGUUGACCAAGCCA